Messenger RNA from Papaver somniferum (opium poppy), 2471 nucleotides. Its product is annotated as cellulose synthase-like protein G2. Gene Ontology annotation, biological process: plant-type primary cell wall biogenesis; cellulose biosynthetic process. The transcript is spliced from 5 exons. Gene Ontology annotation, cellular component: trans-Golgi network; plasma membrane. The coding region runs from base 46 to 2307 and encodes 753 amino acids. The record is from RefSeq and is a predicted model, not a curated record. NCBI's taxonomy places the organism in Eukaryota, Viridiplantae, Streptophyta, Magnoliopsida, Ranunculales, Papaveraceae. Gene Ontology annotation, molecular function: cellulose synthase (UDP-forming) activity; mannan synthase activity.
AAGUAGAUAAGAAACAGAGGAGAGGAACAGAGCGAGCGAGUGAGAAUGAAAAACAAAGGAGAGAAAAGCUCUGUUUAUCAUCUGAAUACUUAUGAAGUUCCUCGAAGAACAAAACCAAAUCGUGUAUUCAUGUUAAUCUAUGCAUGUGGAAUCAUGGCUAUAUUUUAUCAUCAUCUUACUAGUCUCAUAUUCCAUUCAAAUCAUUUAUUGCCAUCAAUCUUACUGUUAAUCGCUGAUUUAGUACUAACUUUCAUGUGGGUUAUAUCUCAAGCUUUCCGAUGGUGUCCUAUUCGUAGAAAAGUUUACCCAGAGAAUCUAUCCAAACUUGUAAAGGAAGAGGAUCUUCCAGCGCUGGAUGUAUUUAUAUGUACCGCCGAUCCAUACAAAGAACCUCCGAUGGAAGUUGUGAAUACAGCUUUAUCUGUAUUAGCAUUCGACUACCCUUCGGAUAAGAUAUCUGUGUUUGUUUCUGAUGAUGGAGGGUCUCAAAUGACUCUUUUUGCGUUGAUGCAUGGAGCAAAGUUUGCCAAAUACUGGUUACCGUUUUGUAGGAAGCAUAAUCUCAGGAGGAGAUGUCCUAAAGUGGUUUUCAACCAGCAUGAUUCUUCUGAUGCUGAUUAUCAACAGAUUAAGUCGUGUAUUUUUCAAGAGGAGUUUCUAAAUUUGAAGACAUUAUACGAGGAAAUGGUUAGGAAAGUAGAGCAUGUAAUGGAACAAGGAUUCGUAGAUGAUGAUUUGAUUGAUAAUGAAGAAGAGCGUCAUGUUUUCAAUAAAUGGAAAGUCAAUGGAUUUACACGCCAACAUCAUCCUACCGUCAUUCAGGUGCUCAUGGAAAGCCUCAAGGACAUUGAUGUCUCAGGGAUACCCCUACCUAACUUAAUCUACCUUUCUCGGGAAAAAAGUAAGCAUUUUCACCACAAUUUCAAGGCGGGUGCACUGAAUGCGUUGAUACGUGUAUCAGCGGUAAUGAGCAGCGCACCGAUAGUUCUCAGCCUUGACUGUGACAUGUACUGUAAUAAUCCUCAAGCUCCACGUCUAGCACUUUGCCAUCUACUGGACCCAGUUCAAGGUUCAAAGGUUGCUUUUGUUCAAUUUCCUCAACGAUACAAAGGGAUCAAUCCAACUGACAUUUACAACAACGAGCUCACAAGGCCAUUUAUAAUAUAUGCUGAAGGGUUCGAUGGAAUUGGUAUUAUGAAUUAUGUUGGCACAGGUCCCUUUAUAAACCGAAAAGCAUUUUACGGCGGUCCAUUUCAAUCAAAAGUAAACAUAUUCCCCGGAUUCAACAGUGAUGAUGAAAGUGAUUUAUUGGCGAAUAGAAAAACAAUAAGUUCAAAACUAAUUUUGGAAGCAGCUGAUAAAGUUGCAGAUUGCAACUAUGAACAUGGAACUCAAUGGGGAUUAACUUUGGGUUUCAGAUAUGGAUCCAUGGUUGAAGAUUUUUUUACAGGCUAUCGUAUGCUAUGCGAAGGAUGGCGAUCAGUAUUUUGCAAUCCAACAAUUCCUGCAUUUCUUGGAGAUUUCCCAAUCAGCUUAAACGAUUCAUUAGUUCAAGUGCAACGGUGGUCGGUUGGAUUGAUUGAGGUUGGAUUCUCAAAGUAUUGCCCAUUAACAUUUGGUACAAAAAACCAUUCUCUACUUAUGGGCAUGGCUUAUAGUUUUGGUGCCUUCUGGCCUGUAUUGGCUAUCCCUAAUAUCAUAUAUGGUCUUCUUCCGCAGCUUUGCCUUAUACACGACAUAUAUUUGUUUCCCAAGGUCUCUGAUCAAUGGUUUUAUCCAUAUGCAUACCUCUUUUCAGCAACAUACAUUCAAGAUUUUAUUGAGAGCUAUUACGUAUAUGGAAUAACUUUCAAAAAAUGGUGGAACGAACAAAGAAUGUGGUUGAUUCGGGGAGUGACGUGUUACAGUUUUUCAUUUAUAGAAUUCAUACUUAGCCGGAUUGGUAUCUCAACUCCAAACUUCAAUAUUACAAGCAAAGUAAUAGAUAAUGAACAACAAAAAAGAUAUGACCAAGAGAUAUUCGACUUUGGAGUAGAAUCGCCAUUUUUCGUGGCUUUAUCAACAUUUGCAUUGGUCAAUUUAGUCUCAUUUAGCUUUGGUAUUGCGAAGGUGAUAUUUAUGGAUGGAAAUUUGGAAGAAUUGUUCGUUCAAUUGUUUUUAAGUGGAUUUGUGUUGGUGAAUUGUUUGCCUAUUUAUGAAGCUAUGGUGUUGAGAAAAGAUGGAGGAAGAAUGCCUACAAAAGUAACUUUAAUAUCGCUUGUGAUUACAUUGCUUCUUUGUUACGGGGCCGGAUUUGCUAUGAAAUGACGGUGUUUCGCGCUACUCUUGGAAUUAGAGUUUUGAAGUUCAUGAGAUGAUAUUUGUUAUUGAUUGGUGUUUAAAUAAUUUUUCACGAUAGAUUGACAAUGUGUUACAUGUUGGAUGCAAUAAUCGAAAAUAAUGAAAACUUAAAUAAAUAAAAGUUAUUGAUA